AUGGCGAUGUUUGUGUCGGACGACGCGGCCUUGUCCUCGGAGGCUUCCUUUCACGCCGCCUCCUCCAGCGCCAGCACUACAUCGUUUUCCGACGACAACGACGUCCAAGAUGCGCUGGAGCGCAACGCAGCUCUCAAGAGCCUCUCUGGUGGACACGCUGUUGAAGCGGUCGAGGUCACCAAGCUGCGAUUACAGCGGGAGCAGCGACUGCGACGGCUGAUCUCGCAGCGUCAUCUCGGCCAGCUCGAGCCGAUUCCCCGCAGCGCUUUCUUUUGCACCCGCGCUGCGCUGUCCGAGGAUGACACCGUUUGGCUGUACACGCUGACGAACGGUGCGUGUUUUCAGCGGCUACUGCGUGACGUGCAGUCCACCUCGAUAUCAGGGCUGGCGGGCCGCCUUGACACGGUCCUCUCGAAUGCAAACCCACUCUUUUAUUUCAGCUAUCGAAUGCCCGUGAAGGCCGUCGAUAGCGCUGGUGAUGCUGCCGCUACUUCCCUGCUCGAGGCCCCGGCAAUGCGGCGCUGGCUGGAGGACACGCCACCCAUCCUGCGCAAGCGGCCGGCGCCAGCGCAUGACGAUGCGGGAGAAUCGCGGCGCGGCGCCGAUGGCGAACCGGCCACUGGUGCCUUGCAGAAGCGUUCAAAGACAUCCUCCGACAGUCCCUCCGCGUCUUUGGGGCUCGUGGCCCAGUCGAUGAAGGCGUGGGAGGCGCAUCUGACAGAGAUUCUCACCGAGGAAGGUGAGACGAUUGAGAACUUCCGGCAGAGUCGCACCAAGUCCAGUUAUACGGACAAGAAGAAUUUUCAAGAGAAGGCGGCCUGGCAGGAGUACGCGCGCGAGGUACGCAUUCAUGCGCAACAGCUAGACCGCGAUAUCAAACGCUCGCUGCGCCGCGGCGAGAUAACCGAGUCAUAA
Messenger RNA from Leishmania braziliensis MHOM/BR/75/M2904, 915 nucleotides. RefSeq lists its product as hypothetical. NCBI's taxonomy places the organism in Eukaryota, Euglenozoa, Kinetoplastea, Trypanosomatida, Trypanosomatidae. Bases 1 to 915 code for a protein of 304 amino acids. The record is from RefSeq and is a predicted model, not a curated record. The transcript has a single exon.